GAAUUGCAGCCACACUUAAAAAUAAACCGAAGAGAGAUGGAUUCAGACGAUUUGUCGUCUCAAAUUGAAUUAAAUAUAACUAACAAAAAUGAGAAUGGCCAAAUAGUGCUCAACGAUCUACGGCUUUUAGAGUUAUUGCACAUGUAUCCCUAUCUAUUCAGCAAGCAAGUUCGUCCGCAACAGGAUGCUGACUACGACGAGUGGGGAUGGCAACAGAUAGCCAAACAGUUUAAUGCUAGUUACGAGAAUCUAAAUUUAAGUGCACCAUUUUCCGUGGAGGAAUUGCAAUGGCGUUGGGAUAUACUACGGCCUCUAUUGGCCACUCUGUCCAAGCACUUUACCAACAUACCCCCAGAGCUGGCUAGCAUUAUGCAGAAAAUCAGUCAAAUGUUGAAUGCCCAAAAACCGCAUAAUGUAAAAACCUCUCUAUACGGGGGUUUUCUUCUUGAUCAAUUGCCAUUUGUGGAGGCUCUUUCCCAGUUACAACGUCGACGUUUGGAAGUCGAGAUUGUGGAUGCUAUAUUACAAACUGAAUUGCAUCUAAAGACCCCAGUGUUAACGAGCAGUAAGGACAAAGAGCUUGUACAGUCCGAGUAUGACGCGUUUUUGAAGGACAUACGAGUGAAAGAGCUCCCAUCAGAUACACUGCAUCGGUUGGCUACUCCAGCGGGUGGACUGUUUCUGCCAGCGAAUCAUCCGUCAUCGGUCAACUUAACUAAUGUUUCGACCGAUAUGGCAACUAGCAGCAAAAAUAAUAUAGUUAGCAACGAGCACACGAAUCUAGUAAUAAGCAGCGUUUACACUGCAACCCCAUCUCCAUCUGAAUUUGCUGCCCCCAAGCAACCUUCUCCACUCCCAGCGGCACAGCCGUCCCCACCGCCCUGUAUUAUUAAAGUUGAGCCUCCAGAUGAAAUGGAUCCCACGCCACAAUCCAUUCCUCCAGCAGCACCCACUAUUAGUAUUAAGCCCGAUCAACCGCCUGUGCGAUUUGUGCCUAUCAAGAGCGCCAAAUACUAUGUCAAGAAAGUGCGAGUUUUGAUGAAACGUCAAAAUCUGGACGAUUUUAUCCCUCUUGCCAAAAUAAGAAGAAGAAGAAGGUGAAACAAAGUUGCUUAAAUUUUAUAUCAAAUGCACAUAAGUUUUAUUUUAUUUUUUUGUUUAUUAAUAUUAUCAUUAAAAAAUACAAUUACUAUAAAUUACAACCUAAAGCUAGAGUUCGAUUCAACACAAA
Drosophila willistoni is the source of this 1231-nucleotide messenger RNA. RefSeq lists its product as uncharacterized. The transcript is spliced from 2 exons. Bases 37 to 1101 code for a protein of 354 amino acids. NCBI's taxonomy places the organism in Eukaryota, Metazoa, Arthropoda, Insecta, Diptera, Drosophilidae. The record is from RefSeq and is a predicted model, not a curated record.